AUGGAAAGGAUUGAAGAUAAGCAAAAGAGGCACGUCACCUUCUCCAAGAGGAAGAAUGAUCUCUUCAAAAAGGCGGAGGAGAUCUGCUCUCUUACACGUGCCACCAUUGCCAUCAUCUACUUCGAUGAAGCAGGAAACCCCUUCACUUUCUGCCAUCCUACUUCUGCGGAUAGCCACCAGCAAUUCCUGCGGCAGUACUAUGGGAGUUCCAGUGACUGCACCAUCACUGCUGCUCCUUCCCAAUCAGCACCCGUGGGUGAAGCUAAAUCGAUUGGAGAAAUUGUGCCCGUCUCAAGUUGGGAGGAGGAAAUCAGCAAGAAAUGA
Molecule: messenger RNA, 324 nt
Organism: Nymphaea colorata (pocket water lily)
Lineage: Eukaryota; Viridiplantae; Streptophyta; Magnoliopsida; Nymphaeales; Nymphaeaceae
Product: agamous-like MADS-box protein AGL29
Exons: 1
Coding region: 1-324 (107 amino acids)
Biological process (GO): positive regulation of transcription by RNA polymerase II
Molecular function (GO): DNA-binding transcription factor activity, RNA polymerase II-specific; protein dimerization activity; RNA polymerase II cis-regulatory region sequence-specific DNA binding
Source: RefSeq, a predicted model, not a curated record